UGUUACUCUGAUCGACCUGUCAACAUGUAGCUCUGCACACACACACACACACACACACACACACGGAAGUGCACUAGUUCUUACAGAAAUUAAAGCUGGAUACUGGGGGAUUUUGGAUGUCGACAUACAUAACCACGACUGAUAUUUGGUGUCAAAACAAUCCUGCUGAGCCGGUGAUGUGCUCCGUGUAGACGCCUCCUUAACUCUGCGAGGGUCUGUGUCUCAGCUGGGCCUCGAGCAACAUGCAGAGGGACACUUCACGAGUCCUGGCUGCAACGUUCCUACUUUACUGGAUUCCACCUUGUGCGUGUCACUCAACACCAGGACGACCCAGACUCACAGGUUGUCGAUCUCCAGAUAAGGAGACCUUCAGCUGCUGGUGGGAGCCUGGCUCAACUGGUGGACUGCCAACUAGUCACCGUCUUUUCUACAGAAAAGAGAGAUCUGAAGAGGUCUUUGAAUGUCCAGACUACCACAGUGCAGGGAACAACUCAUGCUUCUUUGACAAAGCCCACACAUCCAUAUGGAUCUUUUAUAACAUCACAGUCAUGGCCUCUAAUAGCUACGGCAACACCUUUUCUGAGCCUGUAGAAGUGGACGUCAUGGAUAUCGUACAGCCUCACUCUCCAAGAAACAUGACUUUGUCUCUGAUGGGAGUGAAAGACAACCCAUAUUUUCUGGUGAAGUGGGAAGCCCCGCAAGACAUCGACACUCGUUCAGGCUGGGUUACUGUCAAAUAUGAAGUGCGAGUAAAACAGGAGCAUGGUGGCCAAAAGCAAGUCAGUGAUUGGGAGAUGUACACUGUUGGUAAGCAAAAGGAACUCAGCAUCUUCAGUCCAAAACCUGGGGGAAAUUAUACUAUACAAGUGCGCUGUAAACUAGACGAAGGCCAGUGGAGUGAGUGGAAUUCUCCGAUGUUCAUCCAAAUGCCAUACGACUCAGAAAAAGAAAAGCCAAUUUUGAUCUUCAUAGCUAUUAUUAGUGCCUUCAUUGCAUUGGUCACUGUUGGAAUACUAACAGCCAAAAGAAAACAUGUUAAGCAUUUCUUACUGCCCCCUGUUCCAGGACCAAAGAUCAAAGGCUUUGAUAGCCAACUUUCAACGACACAAAAGCCAGAAGAUAUAUUCAGUACCUUCAACUUGCAGAGCAUCCUUCCAGUGCCAGAGUGUCUGGAACAGGUGGAGUAUCUUGUAGUGCUUGACAGCGAGGAAGAAAGUGAGAAUCCAGGAAGUAAGGCUUAUGCAGAACGACAAGCAACAGCUCAGAGUGCAUCCGAUCAGAAGGCAUGGAAUGAACUUGAUGUCACUGACCAUAAAAGGAAUUUACCAGCUCUUGCAUACAACUGUCAAGAUUCUGAUCCUGAAUCUACAGCUUCACAACACUCAGAUCAUUUCAGCACAUACAGUGUGCCUCAGAAUAAACCUGACAUUUACCAAAACAGUCCUUGGGGCAUAUUUCACAAAAAUAUAGCAAGGAACUCUCAAACAUGUGAUGUUGAGCAGAAUGAAGUCAGCAUCACUCCUGCUGGACUGAUGGAGCAUGCUGACCAAAAGCAGAAGGCAGACUGUAAGCAGAAGCUCACAAAAGAACAAGAGGAGGACUACAGCAAAGUCAGUGGGAUUUACAGUGAAACUGUGCUUGUGAUUCAGAAAGACAGCAGCCCUGUUCAGAGACACGAAAAGAGGAGCAAUGAUGAUCCAAGCAAAAAAAUCAAGCUUCAAAUCGCUUCCACAGAUAAGGAUCCCACAGAUAUUCAGGAUUACGUGGCUGCAUUGUAGGAUAUGUUUUGAACUGGGAAAUGUGAGAUUGGACCCGUGAUCAAAAUUCAGACACUUUUGUUACUAAUAUCUCAGAACUCUGUGAAUGUUUCUGUACAUUGUUACUAGUAAUACAAACAGUACUAACACCUGUACAUUGAUUGGCUCUGCCAUAGACAAAGUUUGCUUUGUUAACAACAGACUUUGAAUGAAAAAUUGUGAAGAUGAACUGUAAAAAUGGACUUGUGAAGGAUGCAAAAUGGUAUAAAGUUGAAAUACUCUAACAUUUUAAGCACACUGUAUUUACAAUGACAGAACACUCAAAUUACUAGCAAAUGAAUCUAAAACAAAAGAAAAUGACACGAUACAAAAAUUAAUUAUUAUUAUUAUUAUGACCUACCACAUUAUAGAACCUAUAGAACCCACUGUAACAGUUUAAAACACUAAUUUAUCAGCUACAUAUUUAGUAAUAGUGCUUUAAACUUUAGUGCUUUAAACUAAGUUCCAAAUACCAAGUAUUGCCACAGUAGAAAAGCUGCUCAUGUUUUUCACAAGUGGCUCAUUCUAUUAGCUCUUAUCUUAUUGGUGCCUCAAAUCUGAAGGUGUUGAAUACUUUUUUAAAACAGUGGUUCUAUCAGUAGUAGUACAAGACUGUAAUUCAAAUCACAGGUUUAUAUUAAUGUGCUUGUUCUAAUAUAACAGUGAAUUCACAAGAACAACACAUUCAGAGACUAAAGACAAAAUAAAAACAUGUCGUUAUUUAGCAAAGAUAAAGGUCUAAUUGUUGAUACACUAUAUUGACAAAAAUGGCUGAACUCUUAAUGCUUCAGCAUACCAAGACAUUUUGGACAAUUUCAUGCUCCCAACUUUGUGUGAACAGUUUGGGGAUGACCCCUUCCUGUUCCAACAUGACUGUACACCAGUGCACAAAGCAAGGUCCAAAAAGACAUGGAUGAGUGAGUUUGGUGUGGAGGAACUUCUCAGAGUCCUGACCUCAAUCUGAUAGAACACCUUUGGACCAGACCUUCUCAUCCAGCAUCAGUGCCUGACCUCACAAAUGUACUUCUAGAGGAAUGGUCAAAAAUUCCCAUAAACACACUCCUAUACCUUGUGGAAAGCCUUCCCAGAAGAUUUGAAGCUGUUAUAGCGGAAAAGGGCGGGUCAACUCUAUAUUACAUGUGCAUAGAGGGGUGUCCCAAAACUUUUGGCAAUAUAGUGUAUGAUGGAAGGACUCUCCGGUGUCAGUGCUUUGUAACUUUCUGGUUUUAACAUCAUGAGUCAAAUGUUUUGUUUUUUGUGUUUGUAGCUUCAACAGUAAUAAAAAGCGAGGCUGAGAAGGGAAUGACUUUAUAGCUGCUGUAUCAUAAGUGACAACAGGAACUAAAUUAUUUUGCAGAUGUUACACAACAUUACAUGUGACUAUUAACUGAUAAAACGUAUGACAUGUUUUUAAUUAAAUUAAACAAAUAAAAAAACACUGAAGACUUGCUGUGAUGCAAGAGGAAAAACACUUCAAGCAUACCUGCUGUGUUUUAUUCCUUGAGGA
Hemibagrus wyckioides is the source of this 3303-nucleotide messenger RNA. It is a transcript of the gene prlrb, whose product is annotated as prolactin receptor b. Gene Ontology annotation, molecular function: cytokine receptor activity; protein binding. Bases 243 to 1778 code for a protein of 511 amino acids. Gene Ontology annotation, biological process: cytokine-mediated signaling pathway. Gene Ontology annotation, cellular component: external side of plasma membrane. The transcript is spliced from 9 exons. The record is from RefSeq and is a predicted model, not a curated record. NCBI's taxonomy places the organism in Eukaryota, Metazoa, Chordata, Actinopteri, Siluriformes, Bagridae.